AUGUCUACCGAUCUAGAACAAAUUUUAGAUUUGCCCAGAAUUCGGAUGUCGCCGGUUAAGCAGUUUUCUUCUUCUUACAGUGCAACAGAAGAGAAGGAUAAUGCUUUUAACUGCGACGAAGAAUGCCGGACACCGACAUCUGAACAACACAAGAUUCCAUCGACGAUUUCCUGUCCUCCGGCGCCUCGAAAGCCGAAGACAAGAUACGUUUCAUGCAAAAGGAAGCUGGUUGAGCUGGAGUUCUUCGAGAUCAGGAAUCGGGAAGAAGUUGAAACGUUUUUAAAAGCCAGUUUUGAUCUUCAAGAGAUUUGA
Molecule: messenger RNA, 312 nt
Organism: Mangifera indica (mango)
Lineage: Eukaryota; Viridiplantae; Streptophyta; Magnoliopsida; Sapindales; Anacardiaceae
Product: cyclin-dependent protein kinase inhibitor SMR1
Exons: 2
Coding region: 1-312 (103 amino acids)
Biological process (GO): regulation of DNA endoreduplication
Source: RefSeq, a predicted model, not a curated record